UCUACAUUACGUGUUUUUUUAUUUUUUAUUUUUAACGGCCAACAAAAUUGUUACAUAAUAUAAUGCCAUAUAAGAUAACUGGCAUACAUGGUUGGACUCUCUGACACAUACAAUCAAUUUUAAGUUGCAACUUUAUUAAUUACUUCUUCAUAUCACCCACUCUUACCUCAGAAUGGAGCAUUUGAAAUCUCCGUUCCGAGGGAUUGCAGGUGAUGUUAGAGGGCGUUCGUUGUGCUACAAACAGGAUUGGAUUGCCGGUUUUCGCUCUGGAUUUGCAAUAUUAGCUCCAACUACAUACAUCUUUUUUGCUUCCGCUCUACCUGUAAUUGCAUUUGGAGAGCAACUUAGCCGAGAUACAGAUGGAAGCUUGAGUACCGUUGAAACUUUGGCCUCUACGGCUAUUUGUGGUCUCAUUCACUCGAUAUUUGGUGGACAACCUCUUCUUAUACUGGGAGUUGCUGAACCUACUAUUAUAAUGUACUCUUACUUGUAUAAAUUUGCUAAAGGGAGGGAAGCUUUGAGGCAGGAGCUAUUCUUGGCCUGGACUGGAUGGGUAUGCACUUGGACAGCUUUGAUGUUGUUUCUUCUGGCAGUAUUCAAUGCUAGUGUUAUUAUCAAUAGGUUUACGAGGAUUGCAGGGGAAACUUUUGGGAUGUUAAUUUCUGUUCUUUUCAUUCAAGAAGCCAUCAAGGGACUAGUGAGCGAAUUCAAGGUUCCUAAAAAUGAGGACGCUAAUAAUGAGAAGUUUCAAUUUCAAUGGCUUUACACCAAUGGUCUGCUGGCAAUUGUAUUCUCAUUUGGCCUUUUAUACACUGCAUUGAAGAGUAGGAAAGCAAGAUCAUGGUGGUUUGGAACAGGUGAACUCAGAAGUUUCAUAGCAGACUAUGGUGUCCCAUUGAUGGUUGUAGUGUGGACAAUACUCUCAUUCAGUGUACCAAGCAACAUCCCUUCUGGAGUUCCAAGAAGGCUCUUUAGCCCACUCUUAUGGGAACCUGAAUCCACAUACCACUGGAGCGUAAUCAAGGAUAUGGGCAGAGUUCCCCCGGCUUACAUCUUCGCGGCUAUCAUCCCAUCUCUUAUGAUUGCCAGUCUUUAUUUCUUCGAUCAUAGUGUUGCUUCACAAAUGGCUCAGCAAAAAGAGUUUAAUCUCAAGAAUCCUUCAGCCUACCAUUAUGACAUUUUUUUACUUGGAUUCAUGACCUUACUUUGCGGAUUACUUGGUCUACCUCCUUCAAACGGUGUGUUGCCUCAGGCACCGAUGCACACUAAAAGCCUAGCUGUUCUAAAAAAACAGUUUAUCAAGAAGAAAUUGGUAGAGAGUGCCAAGGAAAGCAUAAAGCUUAAAGCUAGCAGUACUGAAAUUUACAACAAGAUGCAAAAUGUGUUCAUAGAAAUUGAUCAAUCUUCAACUACAACUGCAGUAGUUAAUGAACUGAAAAACUUGCAAGAAGCUGUCAUGAAAGUUGAAGAUGGAAAGGAAAGCACCACGGGGAAAUUUGAUCCUGAGGAACACAUUGAUGCUCAUUUACCCGUGCGAGUUAAUGAGCAAAGGGUCAGCAAUCUACUGCAGUCACUUCUUUUAGCAGCAUCUAUAUGCGCUAUGCCUCUUAUCAAGUUAAUACCUACCUCAGUUCUUUGGGGAUAUUUUGCUUACAUGGCUAUUGACAGCCUCCCCGGAAACCAGUUUUGGGAAAGGAUCUUACUUCUUUUUGUCCCGUCUGGCAGAAGAUACAAGGUUUUCGAGAAGGUGCAUGCUUCGUUUGUUGAGUUUGUGCCCUUUAGAAGCAUAGUUAUAUUCACAAUGUUCCAGAUUGUCUAUUUCCUUGUUUGUUAUGGUGUGACAUGGAUUCCUACGGCUGGCAUUCUCUUUCCCAUGCCCUUCUUCCUUCUCAUUGUGAUACGACAACACAUUCUACCAAAGUUGUUCCAACCGCACCAUUUAAGGGAACUGGAUGCAGCCGAGUAUGAGGAAAUUGUGGGUGGUCCAUCACGUGCUCCCAGCUUUAAUCUCAGGGAAACUGAUCAUGCUGGUGGUGGGAGUACCGAAGGUGAUAUCUGUGAUGCUGAAAUACUAGAUGAACUGACUACAAGUAGAGGAGAGCUGAAGGUUCGAAAUCUAAGCUUUAAAGAAGAUAGACGCACUCAGCAAGUCUACCAUGGUGAUCAAAUUCAGCCUGAGUGAAAGAUCACCGAUUUUAGUAAUAGACUAAUAGAUACUAAAAGCUGCAUUUGGGGUUAAAAUGUUAAAUAUGCUGCAGGACUGCAUGCAGGAGUACUAAAACUUGGUCCAAAGGCCCAAUGAAACAUUGCAGCUAAAAAGACAAGUAUUGGGGAUCAAGCCCAAAAAAGUCGAUUACUUUGAUUUGACCAUACUCGAUGUCGAUGCAGGGCCUAUUAUGAUUUUGUCGUUAAAGUGAUACUUUGAAUUGAUUCGCUAGUAUUUGAAUCCGUGAAAUAAUACUUAUAUAAUGUACACAUAA
This is a messenger RNA of Erigeron canadensis, 2480 nucleotides long. Its product is annotated as boron transporter 4-like. Gene Ontology annotation, biological process: transmembrane transport; monoatomic anion transport; monoatomic ion homeostasis. Gene Ontology annotation, cellular component: plasma membrane. NCBI's taxonomy places the organism in Eukaryota, Viridiplantae, Streptophyta, Magnoliopsida, Asterales, Asteraceae. Bases 173 to 2182 code for a protein of 669 amino acids. Gene Ontology annotation, molecular function: solute:inorganic anion antiporter activity. The record is from RefSeq and is a predicted model, not a curated record. The transcript has 14 exons.